GAUUGUUCAGAGUCUGGAGCUUGUGAGGAGGACGGGAUAAUUGAACACACCACUGGAUUCUGUAUUUCUACCAAACUGAAACAGAAAAGAAAAGCAGCAAAGGGAGGAUCACUCAGAGGCAGAUGAUGAUAUGGAAGCAGUGAUCUGAUCAAUCCUCUAAAUCACCUAUACACAGUUUUUUUUACUAGGAUUUUAACCAUGGGACCAUAUGAGGCAGGAUUGCAGAAGAGAAGCCGAACCAAAAGUUGUGGGGAAUAUCAGCACUCCAACAAGACUUUCUCUCAGCGCAGACAGUCGGCACCUUCUGUUAUUCUCAGCAAAGCCCUUACAAAGUCAAAAUCUGUUGCAAGGGAUUGCACAUCUCAGGUUAGCCAGGACAUUUUUGCCCUGAUCCAGUCUCUGCUCAGCCCAACCAGGAAACUCAUUUGCCAAGGAAAUGUGGUGCUGCAGACAGGCCUUCAAAACCAGGACAGAUUCCUGAUCCUCUUCAAUGAUCUUCUCAUCAUCACCAAGGCCAAGUCAGUAAUGCAGGUGAAGCAGAAGAAGUGUGUGCGUGUUAGUGAGAUGUGGACAGCCAGCUGUGUGGAUGAGGUGUGUGAGGCCAGUACUGCUUCAGAGAGAAGCUUCGUCAUGGGCUGGCCAACUUACAACUGUGUGGCUACUUUUAGCACUUCAGAAGAGAAAGACAGGUGGCUGCCUCUCAUUGAAAGUUGCAUACAAGAAGAAAAAAAGAGUGAUGAUCCAAAGAUGAUUCCACUCAAGAUAUUUGCAAAGGAUGUUGGGAACUGUGCCUAUGCAAAGACUCUUUUUAUCAGCAACACAGACUGCACCUCUGAUGUCAUUAGCACAGCACUGCAACUGUUUGGUCUUUCGGGUGGAGUAAAAGAUUACAAGUUGUGGGUGUGUUCAAAACAAGAUGAAACUCCAUACCCUUUAAUUGGUCAUGAGUGUCCUUACAGCAUUAAGAUGAGCCACAUUCGCCUGCUGCAGCAAGAGGCAGUGACAUCAUCCUACAGCCAGAUGGCGCUUUUGCCAAUUGAUGCUCACUGUCAGUUCUUCCUGAGGCCCAGUCAAAUAAACAGCACCUUCACAGAACAGAAAAGCAGGAGGAAGAGGAUGUCUCUUAUUAGCUGGGCUUUUAAACGAAGCUUCAGCAUUGAACAGGCUGUCCGAUCCGAAUCUCCUGGCCCAACUAUAACACAAGCUUCUGGACAUCUGUUUGGUCGACCACUCAGUGAUGUAAUAAAAGACAAUACCCUGCCAUCACCCAUUGUGGACAUGCUGAAGUGUUUGUGCAGUGAAGGGGCCGUGACGCGUGGGAUAUUCCGGCGAUCUGCUGGAGUGAAGGCCUGCCGAGAAUUGAGGGAAAAACUAGAUUCUGGUCACUAUGAAGAGCCACUCAGUGGAGAACCUGUACUUGUCACUGCUUCAGUGUUCAAGGAAUUCUUACGCAAUAUACCGGGCAGCCUAUUGUGUGAGGAGCUCUAUGAGCAAUGGCUCCAAGCAGUGGAGCAGGAUGGUGAAAGAAAUGGACAAAUGACAGAGAGAAACCUGCUACAAGAAGUUCAGAGGCUUGUUCAGCUUUUACCUAAAGAAAAUCUCCUGCUGCUGAGACACAUGAUAGCAAUGCUGCAUCACAUUCAGCUCAAUGCUGAGCACAACCAGAUGACCUCUUUUAACCUGGCUGUGUGUAUAGCACCUAGCUGUCUGUGGAAUCGCAAACUACAAUCUCAUGAGAAAGAUGCCAAAAAGGUGUGUGACCUUGUGCAUGUCUUGAUUGACAACUGCUGUGCGUUGUUUGGGGAUGAAAUAAUAACCCUCUUAAAGGAUUUGACUGAAGACAAUAGAAGCAAACGCGGAUCAGUUGGGUCCCUGCAGCAGAUGUCAGAUUCAGGUUAUGAGAGUCUAAAGAAUGAGGUUAAUACUGACCCAGAGGACAUUUCUAAGACCCAUCUUCUUAAAGACAGUCGUAGUAUGGACUCACUCAUGUCACUGAGUGAUUGUGACCUCGAUUGUCCAGAAAACGACUUGCUGUCUUCCAUUCCACAGGCACAGAUCAGAAACUGUACAUCCGCAGUGCGUCAACUCCGAUCCCUGAAACUACACAGACACUCCAUGUCCACCAUUGCUUUGACUUCUCAUGAGCAGGAAAUAACCAUAGAAAGUGGAAUACAUGAAGAGUUUAAGAGACCUGAUGACGUCAAUGAUAAUGUGUUCAUGGAUCAAAACUUUCAACAACUGAAUUUCAUGAGAGAAAAACAAACUCCACCAACCUCCAAUGUAUCAUCGCCAGUGACUUCAUCGACAUACUCACCUGUGAGUUCAAUAGACAGUCCAUCUUCUCUGUCCACCCGAAAGACCCUUCAUUCUGCUCAAGAUUCUCCAGCCAAGGUUGAUUUACUCACUCAAAAUGGCACAGAUUACCAACAUCCAGACAGCUUGCCCAAUGAGAAAUUAUCUCCACCAAAUUAUCAGAGGAACUUCACUGAUAUUAAUGCCCAAAUGCCCAAAAAUCCUCCUCCUUAUCAGCAGGCCUUACAAAAGCUCAACCGAAAACAAUUCUCACAGACUCCCACUCAAAGUCUUACAUAAAGGAAAAGGCAGUUUCUACAAAGGGCCAAGGAGCCCCAAGCACAGCCCUUUAGGAGACCCCAAGUAUUCCCCUGAAUCUCAGACCAUCAGAUUUAACUGUCAAACCAGGACUGAAGAAGAGGUCAAGCUACCACAGAGUGUGUUUUAUGGACAGAGUUGCAAGUUGACGGUGCACAAAACCAGGGGACAGAAUGCAGGUUUGAAGUCUACCAAACUUUCGGGGAAGCAGUAUAGGUUUAAAGCACUUGAUUUGCACCCUUCCUCUGGAAAAAUAGUCAGGGAUUACUUUAUGGAUGGUUCUCCUCUCAGAGAGAAGCAAGCUGUUGGGAGAGGCCAAAAGCUCAGCUGUUGCAGCAGUAGCCAGUGGAUUGUGUGAACAAGUAAUUUCAAAAACAGAACAAACACUGGGAUCCCAUUAAUUAUAAUUAUCUGCAGUUUCUUAUAAUUAACAAUUACACGCUCCAAAUUUAUUUAUUACCAAACACCCUAGUUGGUAAUCAAAUACCAUGUCCUUUGUUUUUUAAUUCAACUUCAGAUUAUGAGUGCAACUCCAUUUAAACAGUGUAGAAACCUCCUUUCAAUAGUCUGAUUUGUUAUUAUCUGUUAUUAAACCAAUCAAUGUAGUAUCAUCUGCAAACUUAAAAAUCUGCACUGAUUUACAAUGUGAAACACAAUCAUUAGUUUAGACCGAGUACAAUUAUGGUGACAGUACAUAUCCUUGUGGGGCCCCCACGCUAAUUGUCUCAAGUCUUGAGAAUGUAUUAUCAAUUUUAAUUACUUGUGUUUUGUUCUGCAAAAAAUCCAAAAUCCAAAGAGCAAGGGAGUGUUCAAUCCCCAAUUGCUUAAACUUAUCAAAAAGUUUAACUGGAAUAAUUGUAUUAAAUGCAGAUUUAUAGUCCACAAAAAGGACUCUGACAUAAGUAUUGGGGGUUUCAAGUUAUUACAAAAUUGAAUUGAGACGCAGAGCCACAGCAUCAUCAAUGGAGCUAUUAGCUUUAUUGGCCUAAUUGGUGAGAAUCCAAACAGAUUUUAGAAAUUAGAUGCCAAAGCAUCAAUCGCUCAAAGAGUUUCAUAGCAACUUAGGUUAGGGCCACUGGUAUACAACUUUUUUGACUCUGGAAUAAUAAACAGCUGGGAUAUUCUCAUUUUACAGUAUAAUUUCAUUUUAUUAAUACUUAAAGUUUGAGCUUUAUAAUGCCUUUUUUUGUUGAAAAUAUUUAUAAGCCUUAGAACAAUCUGCAUGGGAUUUUAUUGUACUUUAUUAUAUAAAACUCACUUUUCCUCCUUAUGCAAGUUAAACUGAAGCAUUUAAAACAUUCAAAAAUAGCACACACUUAAAAUCCAAAUUAUAAAAUUACCUUUUCAGGAUUACAUUCAGUAGGGGUAUUAGGGCUGUCACGAUUCCACAAUUAAACUCAAAUAUUCAAUUAUAUUAUCAUCGAAUUCCACAGACAACUUCAAAAUAAAAGUUUAAACCCUUGCUCUGAGUUUGAAUGGUUUGACAUCCACAUGUUCUUUUUAAAGAAAUGACAGUGGCUGGCCUUGCAUUGCUAUCACAGAGAUAUGGUGCAAAUCUAAAAUAUUAAGUGGACAUUUUAACUAAAUAUGGUUUAGUCAAUAUUUUAAACAAGGAUUAGUUUGUGCUGUAAAUUGUAAAAAAAAAAAAAAAAAAAAAAAAAAACUAUUGCCAGGCAGUUUGUGCUCUUUGCAGGCAUUUGAUAUAAUACAUCAUGUACAAAAGUGAUUAAUUUUGAUAUUUUAUUUGAACCAAUUAUUACUGCCUCAUUUUUAUUAUGUGUAUUUAAAGUCUAUUGUUUGCUUAGGUCUUUUUUAUUACCAGAAAAAAAUGAUGCGAUAAUUAUUACAAUUAUUACAGAAUAAUUAACAGAUUACUUGAAAUACCAAAAUAAUCAUUAGGGACCAUCCUAAGGGAUGUAUUAUACAUAUUUUGAUUCUGUAAGAUAAAUGUUUUUGAGGUCCAAGCUUAUUUCAUUUUUAGUUUUUAGAUGAUUUUUGAACAUUGUUAUGCCUUUUUGUAAAUGCAACCAAACCUUUUUUGUAACAAGUAUACAAAACUGUUUGACAGAAAAUAGAUUUAUAAUUACAAUAUUUUACAGCGCUUUAAAAAUCAGUGCUGUUCAAUACAGUGCUCAAGUAUUUAAUGUGAAUUUGCAUCCAUAAACGAAAAUGUUUUGUACCAUAAAUCCUAUUAAAACUAGUAAUCCCACUUGUGUGUGCCCUAGUUUAUUUUUCAACGUGUUAAUUCUUGCAAACAUAUUUCGGCUCAGUAGUUCACAUUCUCACUGUGCUCCUGUCAACAUUUACAACCCAUCAAUAUAACUGAGACAUAACAGCAAAAUAUGUUCAAAUAUAAAUCACAUGCACUUGCUAGGAUGAUGUUCCAGCUUUCAAAUACAAAAAAAAAAAAAA
Molecule: messenger RNA, 5022 nt
Organism: Carassius auratus (goldfish)
Lineage: Eukaryota; Metazoa; Chordata; Actinopteri; Cypriniformes; Cyprinidae
Product: rho GTPase-activating protein 20-like
Exons: 15
Coding region: 199-2592 (797 amino acids)
Biological process (GO): regulation of Rho protein signal transduction; signal transduction
Molecular function (GO): GTPase activator activity
Source: RefSeq, a predicted model, not a curated record